GCGUCGACCCGUCAGCCGUAUCCCGCGUUAACUUCGCCGUUGACUGACAUAAACAAAACAAAACGGAACGUUUCGAUUGCAUUUGUGAACUGGUUGUGUUAUGGAUCUGUGAACCGAACGAUGGAGGAGGAGUCUAUGUCAGGACACAGCUGUUCUGAGGACGACAUCAGCGUUGGACGACCUUCGCCGGCGCCGUCGCGGUCGCCUUCUCCGCACGACUACUUCAGACCGCUGAAACGACUGAAGAUGGCCUCGGAGCCGGUCGAGGAGCGGCGCGGCGAAGGCGUCAAAAGUUUCUCUAUCUUGGACAUUUUAUCGCACAGUCCGCGCACGCCGCCGCGUAUAGUUCGCCCGUGGGACGCGUCAGGCUUCGAGAGAUUGCAGCGGCUUCAGCGCUUAGCCGGCGCCGCCCUACUCGACGGAGAGAGAUGGAGGCUUGCCGCUUUGGGUCUGCUGAGGCCGCGGGACAUGGGCUCGGCUGAAUGCUGCGACUCGGCAUCCGAGAGGUCGUCUUCGGCGUCGGAUUGCUGUUCCGAGCCGCGACGGGCCCAGCAGACAUCCUCCACGGCGCCACACACGCCACUGGACGCUCUGUUCCACAUGACAAGCAAAACUUUUGAAGCGAACAAUACUGACAACGGAGAUGGUCAGUCCAAUCACCUAAACCUGUUCAACUCAAGACCACAACCGAAAAAGAAACGAAAAUCCAGAACGGCUUUCACGAACCACCAAAUCUUUGAGCUUGAGAAGCGGUUUCUGUAUCAAAAAUACCUCUCACCGGCGGACAGAGAUGAGAUAGCCAGUUCCCUGGGACUAUCCAACGCGCAAGUGAUCACCUGGUUCCAGAACAGACGAGCGAAGCUGAAACGAGACAUGGAGGAACUGAAGAAGGAUGUCGAAAGCGCCAAGGUUUUAUCGGCGCAUAAAAGCUUCUUAGAAAACGUUACUGACUUGGGCAUUCUGAAAAAGAAAGCCAUGAGUAUAGGAGCAAGCGAGGAGGCAGCCACGAACCUAGUUGUGAACGCGUCUAAAUGAAACGAGUUAUCGCGCGCGUCCGACGUGACAUACGAAAGACGCGCGCUCCAUUUUUAAAUCGUAUCGAUUUAAAUAAUCGGACUAAAUCGAAGGAAUCGACUAAAAUUUGUGGACAUUUAAAUUUCGAAUAAUCGAUGUUAAUUUUUUCUUUUCUAAUUGUAAUCCUGACCGUGACACCUUCGAAUCUUAAAGGCUGCAUUCAGCUGGUGAGUUAAAAUUUCAUCGUACGGAAAAACUUAGAAACUCACACGAAACUAGAACUCAUCGAGCGAUUAUAAAAAAAAUUCGUACAAAAUGUUUAACUGCGUAUGUAAAUAUAAAAUAUUAGUUGUGUAGUUGUUUGUACAAAAGUUAAUGAAGAAGCUUCGUUCGAAUAAAUGUGAUAGUUGAUUUAUUAGUACUUAAUAAUUUUAUAGAGAUAUUCUUAAAUUAUUUAUUGUGGAACGGAUCGUUAGGAUUAGUAUAAAGAAAUACCUUUCAAAUAAAUAUUUGAUAUAAUUAUAUUAUUGAAAGUCAAACAGUUCGAAAAUUUAAAUCGUUUUCAAUUCAUUGAGGAGCAUGAGAAAUGCAGUGCAAUAAAAAGAGGUAUUUCUUUAUACAAUUUAUUACCAACUAAAGCAAAAAUGUACAUUCAAUAUAUGUAUAAAUAGAUUAACUAUUCCUCUUAAAUCUUUAGUUUAAAAAAAUAUAGGAAUUAUCGUAUUGUAAUGAUUGGUAAACUUAAUUACCUUUUGCGUUUUAAAUAUUUGCGUUGAAUCGAUUUUCUAAAACUAAAUAGAUAAAUAUGAUUGCUGCAAUAGUUUUGUAAAUACCAGAACUUUUUCUGCCUACUACUAAAUAAUAUUUAAAAAAGCAACGUCUACUAUUCUUUGUCUUUUAAAAAUUUGACAAAAAACGUUUUACUGAUCAUAUAAUAGAUAUAAUUUAGAUUUGUAUAAUUUGCGUAAUGACAUUCAGCAAUCUUAUUAUAAUUAAAGUAAUUAAAGACAAAAAUGUAUUAUACACGAAAUGUUUCUAUGAUUCAAUCAUAAAAUAAUAUUUAGAAGCGACAACGUAAUUUUUAAACCAAUUCUUUAACUUAUUUUAACCUACAUACGUCCAUGUCGAAACUGUUCUAUCAACUCCCAAAAACAUACAAUAAUUCUUUAAUUCCAAUUUCCAACUGCUAGAGUAGUUCCAAAAUGUUGUCUACAAAAAUCGUCUCCUUGCAUUAAAACUGUAUAAUCUCAAAACUUACUAAUAAUUUACAGGAGAGCGUUUUAAAGGUUUUAAUAUUAAUCCUCUUUGC
Messenger RNA from Bombyx mandarina (wild silkworm), 2323 nucleotides. Its product is annotated as homeobox protein Hox-C5a-like. The record is from RefSeq and is a predicted model, not a curated record. NCBI's taxonomy places the organism in Eukaryota, Metazoa, Arthropoda, Insecta, Lepidoptera, Bombycidae.